AUGUCAACUGAUUCGAGGCAACAAUUCCUUUCAUUACUGAAGUCAAUACAGGAUAUUGAACAGUCUAUCGCUGAGAAAAAAACACUUUAUUUACAUGAACUUGAAGAAAACAAAAGAUUGAAAAACAUCCUUGCACAAGAACCAAGCCUUAGUAAUUUUAAUAAUUAUGACAUGAGUGUAUUUAAGUAUAUAGACGAUGAGAUAGAGAAUAACAAAAAGAUUUAUAACCAAAUAUGUCAAGAGAUUUAUUUGGCUCAAAGUGAUGAUUUAGUGAGAAAUAACUAUAAUACCAAUGGUUUCUCUGUAUAUAAUACUUGUGAUACGAUGCCAGUUGAGCCUUAUAAAGAAACAACACAACAAAAUGAUAUUUCACAACCUAUACAACAACAAAAUGAAUUUACCCAAGAACAGAUACCGUGUUAUAUACCUCAAUAUGUUAAUUUACAAUUUAAGUCUCUUCUUAAAUAUAUAGAAUCAAAUGGAUUGACUUGUUGUAUUACUUUUAGUACUGAAAGAAAACAAAUAAAUUUGGCUCUAUUGAAACAAGUUUAUAGAAAUAAUUCCACUUUAAUGAUUGUUCAAAUGAGGUGUGGAAAUAUUUUUGGUAUCUUCUUCAAUAAUACUACUAAAUCUCUCUUUAAGAUUAUUUCACCAGUCCCUUAUGAAUGUGGGUUAUCAACUGUUUUUCAAAACGAACCAAACUCUUAUCUUCAAAUUACUGAUGAAUAUAUAGACUAUAACCUUCUAAAAAUUUAUUUUAGUGGUAUUAUUGAAUUUAAUUUUAAUCCAGUGACUAAGAUAUGUAUAGAACCUCCUUAUAUGGAUUAUUUUUCACUUUAUUCAGUUAAUUAA
Molecule: messenger RNA, 852 nt
Organism: Entamoeba histolytica HM-1:IMSS
Lineage: Eukaryota; Evosea; Mastigamoebida; Endamoebidae
Exons: 1
Coding region: 1-852 (283 amino acids)
Source: RefSeq, a predicted model, not a curated record